Messenger RNA from Cuscuta epithymum, 1862 nucleotides. NCBI's taxonomy places the organism in Eukaryota, Viridiplantae, Streptophyta, Magnoliopsida, Solanales, Convolvulaceae. The record is from the annotation of a GenBank genome assembly.
UGCAGCAUAAGUGGUACUGUCCUAAGAAAGAUUCCCUCAUUCGUUUUUUCUACCAUUAUUCAAAUGCUCCGUUUAUUUUGCAGUCUCUUUUCUCUUGCUUAUAUCUCUUCUUUCCACCGCAUUAGCUCCCAAUGCCAGCUCGAUUACCCUCUGUUUAACAAUAGCUGGAAGAAGAGCUGGAAAACUGUAUGUAUGGUCUAAGCUACUCCUUCUCUAAGUUGUGAUUUGAAUGCUCCAGCCCUGAAGGAAUCCUCAAACCUGUGAUUCCCAAAUACUGCCGAGUAAGAUUUCUCACUGAUCAGUGUUCAUCAUUAACUUCUUCAAAGUUAAGAGCUUUAUUUAAACAAUUUCGUUCUGCACUCUGGGUUUCUGGCGUUCUUGCUCCGUUUCAUGGGCCUUUCACUCCGAAGAUAAAAACAAGCUCGUUUGAAGUGCAGCAUUUUAUCCCUCAUUUCAGUCAUUCAAAUGGGAUUUGGACAAUAGUCGUAGGGAAUGGAAUGUGCAACGAGAUCCUGUUUACAAUCCAAUGCCUGUAAAUAUAGGUCCAUUGGAGUGUUUAGUUCUGAAAAUCAACUUUCACUAAACAAUGCCAAAAGUGAAGAAACUGAGGAAGCUGGAUCUUAUUCUGUUAAAGUUCGUCCUUUGCGGGUUGGGAUUCACAGUGAAGUACAUAUCUACGGUCAUCUUGUGAUCUUGAAGUUAUUCGAAGCAAUUUCAGCUCUGAAAUUAGCCUACAUUAAUCUCCAAAAAGCUCACAUUCCUUACGAACCCGAUAAAUUUAGAGCAGCAGAUGAGGCUUUUUCAACUCAGAUGGUAUCACUAAGCAAGAUUAGAAGAGCAUAUGAGGAGAAGAAGCUAAAGUUACUGAAAUCUGCAGAAACCCAGGUCCAGGAAAAGAUAUUAGAUAAGCUGAAGAGCCUUGUCAAAGACAAAGAAUCUAAGAUUAUCUCUCUACAGCAAGAACUUCAUGAUGUAUAUUCAAAGAACAAGAAACUGGCAAAGGAGCUUAAAAAUGUCAAGGUUUUGAGCUUCUCUCACAUUGAGAAAAAAGCCAAAGCAGCAUCAAUGGCAAUACACGACUUUUCCAAACCAUUGAUUGCCUUAAUGAAGGUUACAGGUUGGGAUUUAGACGAAGCUGCCAACUCAAUCCAACCCUCUGUUGUUUACUCCAAUAGGUCCCACAAGAAACAUGCUUUCGAAGCUUAUAUUUCCCAGAGAAUGUUUCUUGGAUUCACUUCCAGUUUUUCUGCAUAUUGCAGUGAAAAAUAUCUAUCAAUAGUUCAUCCUGUGAUGGAAGUGGCAUUCUUUGGGAAUUUAGACCAUAAUACUUUAGUGAGCAAUGGAUUCCAUCCGGCAACAUCAUUUUAUUCUUCAUUCUGUAGAAUGGCAAGAUCGGUUUGGGAACUUCAAUGUGACGUGGCUUAUGUGGGAGCAACUUGUGAAAUGUUUGGAGUCAAGAGGGGAAGUGAGUUUUCAAAUGUUUAUAUGGAAUCUGUGGAGGAGGUAAGUGAAGAAAGGAGCAAAGUUGGAUUGAUGGUCAUGCCUGGUUUUCUAUUGGAUGAUGGAUCGAUUAUCAAAUCUAGGGUCUAUGUAUAAAGAAUCUGACUUUUUGUGUGAAAAGGAUGCACUUGCUGUGUAUGAAUAUUGAUGAUAGAUAUAUUUAGGACCUAGUGAUUGAAUAUAUUAUCACGUGUUUCUUUGAGGUAUUGCUUUUCAAUACGCUUAUCUUGAAACUGAGCUGAUGGCCACAUUUUUCCACUGUAAAUGUAAACAUGCUGCUUCCUUAAAUCUCUGCAGUAAAUAUGAAAUGACUUGUAGAGCCUGAACUCCGAAGAGUUUGCGUUUUGUGAUUUGGAGUGGAU